CAUUCUAUUAGAAUUAUAAAUAAAUAAAUUUCUAUUUAUUACAGAAAAUAAUGAUUCAUUAUUAAUGAAACAGAAAAAAUUCUCCACAAUGUGAAAAUACGAAGUUACGUAUAUAUUAUGACAGCUGUGGUUACGUAUACGUCGACAUUAAUAAUCUGUCAAAACCAAGACAUGCCGCGAUCAUAUCGCUUAAUGUGCGACAGUCGCCUGGAUUCUUAUAUUUUGCGAAAAGAUUGUGAAUCAUUUGAAAACGUUUUUUCUCUCAUUGAAGGCGACUACAUGCCGGCCAAUUAUGUUCAUCGUACAAAGCAACGCACCGUGUUGGGAAUUGCUGCGGAAAAUGGUUCACUGAAUAUGAUGUUAAAGCUUUUGGCUUUUGGUGAAAGUGCGACCUUUAAAGAUCCAUUUGGUAAAAGCGCAAUUGAUUAUGCGAAAGAAAAUAAACAAGAGGAAUGUUGUGAGGGUUGUGAGCUCUUAAUGUGUUAUGAACGUGUGACAUCCACCACAACAUGGAAAAAUUACGUGGAAAUUGGAAGAGCGUAUCGAUCAACACAAGGCACACAAAAUAUUAUUGAUCACAACUUACUUUUUCAUGUCAUUGAUCAUAUCCAUGAAAAUACGUCAAAAAAUGGCGCUAUUCUUGUAUUUUUGCCCAGCUACGACGAUAUAUGCGAACAACAUGAAAAGUUAGUAAGCGUACAUGGAUUACAGGAUUGGGGUUAUAAGAUUUUUGCGCUGCAUAGCGAACUAAAUGAUGAAAACAAUGAGGGUCAUGCUCAUGUCUUUGAUCGCAUGGAAAAUGGCGUUCGAAAAAUAAUAUUAUCUACAAAUAUUGCAGAAACAGCACUUACAAUAGAUGAUGUCGUCUACGUUGCAAGCGAAAAUAUUACAAAUUUGGGUAAACACGGUAAACAUUUGGUAAACAUGCCAAUCGAUUGUCAAUUGAGUAAGACACUCUUCUACGCAAUUAUUUUGCGAUGUUUGGAUCCCAUUGUUAUGAUUUCCAGUGCACUGUCGGUGAAAGAUUUAUUCGUACUUUCAUUUGAAAAUACACAGGAAGUGACUGAAAAAAUCAAUGAAACAAAAAAUCGAUUCGCAGAAAAUAAAUAUAGCGACCAUCAACUGUAUUUCAAUAUAAUUCAAAAUUGGUCGAAACAAUUACGGGAACAUCAACGAAAAUUUUGUGUCGAGAAUUACAUUUCACAAGGUAACAUGUUAAAAGCCGAAGGCAUUCGAUGUUUAAUCUUCGACUACAUAUGCAAAUCUGGUAUGAUUUCGCAAUCAAUGCGUGAAUUGAACGAAAAUUCCAGCAAUUGGAAUGUGGUGAACGCAUGCAUCAUGGCUGGGUUUUAUCCUAACCAUAUUGUGAAUAAUGGGAACAGCAUUGGAAAUACCCAUCCACAUCCGUCAUCUGUUGUGUCACAAGCUAGCCUAAAUCAACCUGGACUUGUGGUAUUUGAACAAAAACAAAAACGAAAGAACGGCAACUUUGUUCUGAAAAAUAUUUCAGUUUUACCAUCGGAAGCUGAAAGUUUGUUACCAAAAUCAAAAUAAUUCGAAGCAAAUUAACCAAAUGGAUUCACUUUGCAGGGCAAUGAAUUUUUAAGUUUUUUUUUUUGCAUAUUUGCUCGCAUACAUUGCGUUGAAUGCAUAAGAAUGUUCUUCGGGUUCUUCGUUAAUUAUUCCUAGGAAAAGAAAGAAAAUGAAUGAAUUAUUUACUUACUUUUUUUUAUUGUGGCCAAGCUGAACCAAUAUUCUUUGAACUAAACAAUACACCCGAAAAAAAGAAAAACGCUUAAAAGCGAUACGAAAAUGUAUAAGAUAUUCUAUUAUACUCACAUAAAAACAUUCACCUUCGAUUCCGUUCGGAAUUUAAAUUGCAGCCAAGAUACUUUGAUUUUGCUCAUUAAAUUCACAAUAAACACUUUCAUUAUUUCUUUCGGAUUGUACUUAAUUAUUAAUAAUUUAUAAUAAAAACAGCAAAACAUGCUGAUACAAUUAUUUGUUAUUUCUUUUUCGUCGAAUGAACAAGUCGGAAGAAAUGAAAACAUAUAAACGUCAUUUAAGUCAGGCUUCCAUCUGAAGUUGGCAACAAAAAGCAAAUAAUGCAAGUAGCUCCCUCAUAUUCAAACUAUUUUUCAAAUUUUAUUUUAAAAAAACAUAUUAAUCAAAUAAAUGUAAUUUCAGUCCAAUUUAUUUAGAAAGAUGAAAAAUGGCUUUUAUUUUCGGCAAAGGUAUAAACGUAU
Molecule: messenger RNA, 2246 nt
Organism: Contarinia nasturtii (swede midge)
Lineage: Eukaryota; Metazoa; Arthropoda; Insecta; Diptera; Cecidomyiidae
Product: 3'-5' RNA helicase YTHDC2-like
Exons: 2
Coding region: 118-1554 (478 amino acids)
Cellular component (GO): intracellular anatomical structure
Molecular function (GO): RNA binding
Source: RefSeq, a predicted model, not a curated record